This is a messenger RNA of Spathaspora passalidarum NRRL Y-27907, 5016 nucleotides long. RefSeq lists its product as uncharacterized. Gene Ontology annotation, molecular function: protein binding; RNA binding. Gene Ontology annotation, biological process: rRNA processing. NCBI's taxonomy places the organism in Eukaryota, Fungi, Ascomycota, Pichiomycetes, Serinales, Debaryomycetaceae. Gene Ontology annotation, cellular component: nucleolus; small-subunit processome. The record is from RefSeq and is a predicted model, not a curated record. The transcript has a single exon. The coding region runs from base 1 to 5016 and encodes 1671 amino acids.
AUGGGUGAAUCUACUACUUCCAAGUCUAUAAUAAGUGGCAGUAGUGAAUUUGCAUUUCCAAGAGGUGGUGCCACUGCAUUAACUCCAUUAGAAGUCAAGGAGAUCUCUAAUGAAGCUACUAAGGACGUGCUUUUUGAACAAUCAACAAAAAGAAGUUCAUCUUCUGCUGAACCACAACCUAAAAGACAAAAGAAGACUAAAAAGAAGUCAACCAAGAGCACUGAAGCAGAAGACGAAGAAAAGGUUGAAACCGUUGAGAUUUUCACUUUCAAGAACUUGAUUCCUGGUACUUUGGUGUUGGGCCAAAUACAAAAGAUUGGCAAGUUUGACAUCACUUUGGCCUUAGGUGACAAUUUGGUUGGGUAUGUUCCUAUAACUUCCAUAAGUCCUUUGAUUACCAAGACUAUUGAAGAAUUAGAAAAGGAAGACCAAUCUGAUGAGUCCGACGACGAACAGGAAGAAGAAGAAAAAUCCAAGGAAUUCCCAGAAUUGUCCGCCAUAUUCAAGGUUGGAUCCUGGUUAAAGGCUAAAGUUGCCACUCAGAAGGAUGAAAGAAAGAAGAGAAUUGAAUUCACAAUUGAACCUGAAGUAGUAAACGAAUUAAUCGAAGAUGAAGACUUUGUAUCAGGUAACUUAUUACAAUGUUCAGUUGUUUCCGUCGAAGAUCAUGGUAUAAUUGUUGAUACUGGUAAACCAAAAAUAUCAGGGUUCAUAUCAAACAAAGAAUUAACUAAUGGUAAGAUUGAAAUUGGUUCUGUAAAGCCAGGAUUGGUUAUCUUGGCUUCGAUUGUUUCUCAACCAAAGGGAAGAACUGUCACUUUAAGACCAGCUAAUGUCACUACCAAGAAACCAAUCAGUGUCACUACCAUCUCGUCAGUUGAUGCCAUUCAACCAGGUAUGAUUGUUGAUGCUUUGAUUGGAGAAGUCACCAAAAACGGGUUAAUUGUUAAAGUAUUUGGUUUGGUCGACGGGUCCAUAAGUUUAGCACACUUGAGAGAAUUUAGUCUCGACAAGUUGAAGCAUAACUAUUCAGUGGGAAGCAAAGUCAAAGCAAGAGUAUUGGCCGUUCUUUUGAAGAAUGGUGUCAAGAGACUCAUAUUAUCCUUGGCUCAUCAUGUCUUGAAGCUCGAACCAGAAGAAACCGAUGCCUUGGAAGCUUUCCCAGUUGGUCACAAGCUCGAUGAAGUAGAAAUUGUCGGUAAAGAUGACAACUACAUGUAUGUUAAAUUGUCUACUUUCUACGGACAAAUCCACAAUUCUAAGAUUGACAGCGAUAAGAAUUUAGAAAUUGAUUAUACUAUUGGUAGCAAGCACAAAUCAAGGGUUAUUGGAUAUAAUUCCGUUGAUGACUUGUUGAUCAUGACUUUUGAAUCAAGCUUGAUCAAUUCUGAAUACUUGAAUGCCAGUGAUAUACCAUUAGGUACAUACAUUCCAUCCUGUGAAAUCUUGAAGGUAUUGCCAGAAUCCGGUGGUAUCCAAGUUAAAUUCUUUGACAAAUUUGAAGGAUUUGUUCCAACGAACCAAAUGUCGGAUAUUAAACUUGUCUACCCCGAAAGAAAGUUCAGAGUUGGUACUAAAGUCAAGGGUAGGGUUAUUGGCCAACAAGGAAAGACUGUUUUAAUCACAUUAAGAAAAGCAUUGGUUAACCUUGAAAAUGAUGAAAUCUUAUCCAAGUUUGAAGAUGCCAAGAUUGGAUUCAAAACUAAUGCCAUUGUGGAAAAGUUUGUUCAUAACGGUGCUAUAGUUUCGUUCUUUGGUAAAUUAAAGGCAUUCUUGCCAAAGAAUGAAAUCUCAGAAACAUUCGUGGAAAGAGCCCAAGAUCACUUAAAACUUGGUCAAAUUGUCAGCACUAGAAUCUUGGACAUUAAUACAGAAACUGAAAGAUUAUUAGUUACCUUAAAACAAGCCACUGAUCUUUUUCAAGCUCAAAAGGCAACUAUCGCUGAAUUAGUCCCAGGAAAAUCCAUUGCCAACGCCUUUGUUGUUGAAAAAGCCAAGAACUCAAUCUUAAUUGAAUUAGAAAACGAAAAUUUAAGAGGAGUCAUAUAUGAUGGUCAAUUAACCGAUGGUAAUUAUGAACAAAAUAGAGCUGCUGUGAAACAGCUUGAAAUUGGUUCUAAAUUGGAAGUUUUGAUCUUGGACAAGGAUUUGAGAGCACGUACUGUUAUUGCAACUGGUAAGAGAUCAUUAAUUGAAGCUGUCAGAUCGAACCAAUUCCCAACUACAUUUGAAGAAGUCUCUGAAGGAAAGCUCGUUAAGGGUUAUAUUAAAUCAGUCACCAACUUUGGUUUAUUUGUUUCUUUUGCUGGCAAGUUGACUGGGUUAGUGUUGGCUAAAUAUGCUGGCGAUGUUUCUGAUUUGUCUAAGAAGUUCUAUAAGCAUCAAUCUGUUUCCUGUCGUGUUAUUCGUCUUGAUCAAGAAAAUAAAAGAUUCUUAUUAUCUUUGAACACUAACGGUGAAGUUGACUCCGAUGAAGUGAUUAACCCAGUUGAUACUUCUAAGAAGCUCCUUACUGAAUAUGUUCCAGGUAUUCUCACUAAGGCUAUUAUUAAGUCAGUUAAGGGUACCCAAUUGAAUGUUCAAUUAGCUGACAAUUUACAAGGUAGAGUAGACAUUACCCAAUGCUUCAACUCCUGGGAUGAAAUCAAAGACAAGCAUCAACCAUUAUCCCAAUUUCACAAGGGUGACAUUCUCGAUGUUAAGAUCAUCGGCUACCAUGACGCAAAAAACCACAAGUUCUUGCCAGUUACUCACCGUACUUAUGGAAAAUCCACCAUUUUGGAAUUAUCCAUCAAGGAUACCACCGAAACUCCAUUCACUGACUUGAAGCUUUCAGAUGUUAAGACAGGUACUGAAAUUUUUGGAUUUGUUAACAAUAUUCACAAUGGUCUUGUUUGGGUUUCUAUCACUCCCUCAGUCAAAGGUCAUGUUUCAUUCAUGCAUUUGACGGAUGAUGUCACUGUAUUUUCUGACAUUGAUAACAAGUUACCUAUUGGCUGUGCGCUUGAAUUGAAGGUUGAUGAAGUUGACAAUGAGCAUCAUGUCUUAGUUAUGUCCGGUAAAAACUCUCAAGGUGUCAAAACAUUCAAUGAUAUUACCGUUGGUAAAAAGUACCCAGUCAGAGUCAUCAAGGUUAAGGAUGCUUACGUUUUAGUUGAAAUUGGUCCUAACAUUAUCGCUUCUGCAUACAUUACCGAUGCUUUGAACAACUAUUCGGACAAAUUGGAAGAUGUUUUCCACCCUAGCGACUAUGUCAUUGCUUCUGUUGUUGACAUUGACACUGAUGCCAAAAAAGUAGCUGUUUCCUUGAGAAACGACGAUGCUGUUGACAAGACCAUCAACUCAAUUGCUGAUUUGUCUCGUGGUGACAUUGUCAAGGGUUUCGUCAAGAAUAUUGCUAAUAACGGUGUUUACGUUGCCUUGGGUAGAUCAGUUUAUGCAUUAGUUAGAAUCACUGAUUUGUCUGAUUCUUACUUGAAGGAUUGGAAGAAAUUCUUCAAACCAGGUCAAUUAGUCUUGGGUAAGGUUUCUGCAUGCAAGGAAGAAGGUAGAGUCUUGUUAACUUUGAAAGAAAGUGAAGUCAAUGGUGAAUUGAACUACUUGAAGAAGUUUGAAGAUUUGGAAGUUGGUGAUGUUUUCGAAGGUUCUGUUAAGCGUGUUACUGAUUUCGGGGUUUUUGUUAAGUUAGAUGGUACUGUUAACAUUAGUGGGUUGUGUCAUCAACUGGAAAUUGCUGAGAACAAGGUUGAAAAUAUUGCUGGAUUGUUUGGUGAAGGUGAUAGAGUCAAGGUUAAGAUUUUAAAGGUUAACCAAGAAAAGAAACAAUUGUCUUUGGGUAUGAAGGCUUCUUACUUUACUACUGCUUCUGAUGUCAAUGAAGAUGAUGAUGAAGAUAUUGAAAUGAAGGAAUCUGAAGAUGAUGAAGAAGAAUCCGAAGAAGAAGAAGAAGAAUCUGAAGAUGAAGUAAUGGAUAUUGCUGAAGGUGAAGAAAGUGACGAAGAAGCUUCCGACGAGGAAGAAGACAAGGAAGAACAAGACUCCACUUCUCUUGGCUUAUCAACUGGUUUCGAUUGGACUGCUUCCAUCUUGGACCAAGCUGAAGAUGAAUCAUCCGAUGAAGACGAAGAAGAUUUCACUCAAGAAAAGAAAAAGAAGAAGAGAUCUAAACAAACUGUAGAAGAUAAGACUGGUGAUUUGAACACUAGGGCUCCUCAAUCUGUUGGUGAUUUCGAACGUUUGUUAAUUGGUAAUCCUAACUCAUCAAUCAUGUGGAUGAACUAUAUGUCGUUCCAAUUACAAUUGAGUGAAGUUGAAAAGGCCAGAGAAAUUGGUGAACGUGCCUUAAACACCAUCAACUACCGUGAAGAACAAGAAAAGAUGAAUAUCUGGAUCGCUUUACUUAACUUGGAAAACACUUUUGGUAGUGAUGAAACCUUGGAAUCUACCUUCAAGAGAGCAUGCCAAUACAUGGAUUCAUUCACCAUGCAUCAAAAGUUAGUCGCCAUCUACACCAUGUCUGAAAAGUAUGACCAAGCUGAUGAAUUGUACAAGGUCAUGACCAAGAAAUUUGGAAAGAACAUUUCCACUUGGGUUCAUUAUGGAUCUUACUUAUUGGAUCGUGAUUUACAUGACCAAACUCGUGAAGUCUUAGCCAAGGCAUUACAAGUGUUACCUAAGCGAGAUCAUAUUGAAGUUGUGAGAAAGUUUGCCCAAUUGGAAUUCGUCAAGGGUGAUCCUGAACAAGGUAGAUCAUUGUUUGAAGGUUUAAUUUCAGAUGCUCCAAAGAGAAUUGAUUUAUGGAAUGUGUACAUUGAUCAAGAAAUCAAACAAGAUGAUUCCAAGGAUAAGGUUGAGGAUUUGUUUGAGAGAGUAGUAACCAAGAAAUUAUCUCGUAAACAAGCUAAAUUCUUCUUUAAGAAAUGGCUUGAAUUUGAAGAGGAUAAGGGCGAUGAAAAGAUGGUGGCUCGUGUUAAAUCCAAGGCUGCUGAAUAUGUUCAAAAUUCCAACAAGGAUUAG